AUGAAAUCGAUCUCCAAAAUCCUCGCAGGCAAACAGAGCAGACAGGUUGCUGCAGCCAGCCUGCGUGCCUCUAGCAACACCCCGACAUCAGGAUUCGCCUCUGUCGACAACUCUACGGGCGCUUCAUUGGCGAGCAGCGAGAUCCUGCCGUACCUAGACAGUUGCUUUGAUGAUCUCGACGCCGACGAGGGAGACUUCAAGCUCCAGAUUAGAGCGGUUGAGCAAGUCCUCUGCUCCAAAGCCAGCAGAUAUUCCAAUGCACGGCUUCCUGAAGGUGUUGGGGAUAUUUGGGCGACCAACCACAGAGUUCUGGACCAAGUGCUGGUGGCAGUCGAAUGCGCCGUGAGCGUUUACGACGAUGAUUUCCCCUACAUGAACGCAGACAGCUUCUCCUACAAGACCACGCGCUUGAUUUCUCCGUCACCCUCAGGCGUGGUCAAGGCCACCAAAUUCAUCGAGGUCAGUGACGAUACAGGACAAAAUCCCGACUUCCCUGCUCUCGUCGUGGCGGUCAGAGGCACUCGCAUGCAUGUUAUUGUAGACUGGCUCGUCAACUUUAACCAUGAGCUUCGAGAUACCGUGGACUUCUUGGACUUGAAAAGCCUGGUGGGAGGGCUACCAGAAUUUGACCUGAAAGUGCACUCGGGCUUCUUACAUGGGGCUCGUGCUUUGCAGGCGGAUGUCGAAAUAGAGAUCUUGAAGUGUCUGGAGUCUACCAACAUACGACACGUCAUAUUCACUGGCCAUUCGGCUGGCGGUGCCGUGGCAUCUCUUGCAUAUCUUCAGGCUCUAGGAGCAGCCGCCAUCAAAUAUCCCGGAAUGCGAUUUUCACUCAUCACUUUCGGUGCCCCUCCAAUCAGUACACCAUCCCUAGCCCCAAUUCUUGAUGCGUUCAAUAUGAGGCAAGGGACGUCGGGCAUGGCCCUAGCCAUUGUAAACGAAGACGACUUGGUUGCUCGGGCAGAUCGCAGCUAUAUCAUGUCUCUCCUGAAGCUUUAUGACAUUACAAAAACAUCAAGCAACCUGCAUGCCAGCGAGAUACCUUGGGUUUUCCCCGAGCCGGACGUUCAUACAAUUGGAGAUAUAGUGGUGCUCAGGGAGGACCACGAAGAUGGGCCGGCCAGCAAGGUGGAGGCUUUUCGUUUGACUGCAGGGAAGUUUGAACAGCUGAUCUUCUGCGACCGGAUGAUGCACCAAAAGGAAAUGUACCGCAAGCUUCUGUGGCAGCUGAGAUCUCGAUAUGACCCCAAUUGA
Messenger RNA from Fonsecaea erecta, 1254 nucleotides. RefSeq lists its product as hypothetical. Lineage: Eukaryota; Fungi; Ascomycota; Eurotiomycetes; Chaetothyriales; Herpotrichiellaceae. Gene Ontology annotation, biological process: lipid metabolic process. Bases 1 to 1254 code for a protein of 417 amino acids. The transcript has 5 exons. The record is from RefSeq and is a predicted model, not a curated record.